AUGAAUUUGGCUACUGCAUAUCUGGAUGGUUCAGAUUUAUAUGGAGGAACUGACAAUGAUAUUCAAACUCUUCGAACAUUUGAAGGAGGAAAGGUGAUUCUUGACAAUUGUAAAAGAUGCCAGGAAUCUUCAGGGCUAAGUUUAUUAUACUCUGUGCUUCUACUCGAACAUAAUCGAAUUGCUGCUGCACUUGCUACAAUUAACAAGCACUGGAAUGAUGAAUCUUUAUUUCAAGAGGCAAGAAAAGUAGUGGUGGCUCAAAUACAACACAUAACUUAUCAUGAGUUCCUACCAACAGUUCUCGGAGAGUUAACAACAGAAAAUAAUGGACUUAAACUUAAGGAACAAGGAUACUAUGACAAUUAUUCAAGCUCUCAUCAUGCAGGAAUAAUGAACAGUGUCGCAACAGCAGCUCUACAGUUCUUUCCUCUCAUGACACCUGCAAGUAUGCAAUUUGGACAUUUCAAUGCAACAGAUAAAGAACAACAAUUUGUACAUGCUAUGUUGACUGAAAGUGCCGAAGAAGCUAAUUUGAAUGUUCCCAUUCCUGCACACACAGGAUGGACAAAAGGUGCCUUCCUGAUACAAAUGAGCAGAGAUCAUGGAAUUCCAUCAUAUGACAAAUGGCUUAAAUUAUGUAAUCCUGAUUUAAAAUCCGAAAUUACUUUUUCAAGCUUAUCAUCGCUGAUGACACAAAACAAUAUUGAUAUACUUCAAGAACUCUAUGGGGAAAUUGAAAAUGUUGACCUACUGGCUGGUGGAAUAAUGGAAACCCCAGUACAUGGAGCUCUAGUUGGCCCAACAUUUACUUGUCUUCUUGCUUACCAAUACACAAAUAUUCGAAAUAGUGACCGUUUUUGGUAUGAGAAUGAUUUGCCACCUUCUUCAUUCAGUCGAAAACAAUUAGAAGAAAUACGAAAGGUGACAUUGGCAGGUCUCAUAUGUGACAAUGUGCCCAAUCUGUCUGGAGCACAAUCACGAGUGUUUGUUCAAGAAGAUACAUAUUUAAAUGUUCGCAUCUCUUGUGAUUUACAACCAACCCUGGAUUUAUCAGCCUGGCAUGAUGAAACCACAACUACACAUAUAACUGAUGAAUUAAUAAUGCAAGCUAUAGAAAGAGCAGAAUCUGAUAUGCUUCGAAGGAGGGAGAAAGAAUAUCAGUCUUAUGCGAAAAAUGGAGGAGCAGAUCCAAAAUCUCCUGUGGGAACAGCUGCAGCUUUCAGCAAAGCAAAUAAUCAGGCUUUGAAAAUUGCCAAUGUUUCUCUGUUUCUUGAAUAUGCAUCUCAAGAGCUCAUGAACUCUCUCCAAAGUGUUGGCUUGAGAAGGGGAAGACGACAAGUGUUUGAUCAAACACGUGACAAUAUAUUAAGCUUUCAAACUGACUCUUUGGGAGAUGAUUUCACAGACAGCCUGCAAAAUGUAGAUAUCAGUUCUUUUCUGCCUCCAGUAGGCCCAACUUCUGAUUGUGAAGCUAAUGAUGAUAGAGGUCCUUGUGACACUCGUACUCCUUUUAGAUCUAUCACAGGAUACUGCAAUAAUGUUCGUAGUCCAAACCUCGGGAAGAGUCUUACAACUUUUGCUAGAUUGUUACCCCCUGCAUAUGAAAAUAGUAUAUCUCAUCCCCGAUUAACAUCUGUCACGGGAACUCCUUUGCCUUCACCUAGAAUUGUAUCAACACAAAUCCAUGCAGACAUAAGUAAUCUGCACAAUCGGUACAGCCUCAUGCUAAUGCAGUUUGCUCAAUUUUUGGAUCAUGAUAUAACAUUUACUCCUGUGCACAAAGGUUUCUUUGCGUCCAUUCCUGAUUGUCGUUCCUGUGAUUCUCCUCAAACUGUACACCCAGAGUGCAUGCCAAUACCUGUACCUCGUGGGGAUCACUAUUAUCCACAGAUCAACCACACCACAGGAGAGCGAUUGUGUUUUCCUUUCAUGAGAUCACUACCUGGACAACAGCACCUAGGAGCUAGAGAUCAAAUCAAUCAGAAUUCAGCAUUUUUAGAUACAUCUCAAGUCUAUGGGGAACAUUUAUGUCAAGCAAGAGAUUUGAGAGGAUUUGGAGGGCGAAUGAAUGUCACUAGACAUCCAGUGAAAGGAAAAGAUCUUCUACCUCAAUCAACAGAACAUCCAGAGUGUAAAUCUCCUUCAGGGUUUUGUUUUAUAGCAGGUGAUGGACGCGCCAGUGAACAACCAGCCCUUACAGCCAUUCACACAUUAUUCAUGAGAGAACAUAACAGAGUGGUUGAUGGUCUGCAUUCAAUCAACCCUCAUUGGGAUGAUGAGAAAUUGUAUCAAAAUGCACGAAGAAUUGUUACAGCUGCAGCACAGCACAUUUCUUACAAUGAAUUCCUACCUAGAAUAUUGGGUUGGAAUGCUAUUAAUUUAUAUGAGCUCAAAUUGAGACCUCAAGGAUAUUACAAAGGCUACAACCCUUCUUGCAAUCCAAGUAUAGUGAACGAGUUUGCUGCUGCAGCUUUUCGUAUCGGCCACAGUUUACUGCGCCCUCACAUACCUCGAAUGGGUCCCAAUUAUGAAGUUCUUGAUCCCCCAAUUCUACUGAGAGAUGGUUUCUUCAACCCAGAUAUGAUUUAUCAGGUUCAUAUGAUAGAUGAAAUAACUAGAGGCCUGGUGUCUACACCUAUGGAAAACAUGGAUCAAUUUGUGACUGGAGAAAUUACUAAUCAUUUGUUUGAAGACAGACGUAUCCCUCAUUCUGGAGUAGAUCUCAUAGCCCUGAAUAUACAACGAGGUCGUGACCAUGCAAUCAGGCCGUACAACGAUUACCGUGCUCUAUGCAACCUGAAGAGAGCAACAAGUUUCGAUGAUCUAUCACGGGAAAUUCCAGCAGAAGUUAUUACUCGCCUCAAAAGAAUUUAUGCUACAGUUGAUGACAUUGACUUGUUUCCUGGAGGUAUGAGCGAACGUCCACUGCAAGGAGGAUUAGUUGGUCCAACAUUCGCUUGCAUCAUUGGCAUUCAAUUCAGACAAUUAAGGAAAUGUGAUCGUUUCUGGUAUGAAAAUGAAAAUCCCGUUGUAAAGUUCACUGAAGCACAAUUGGCAGAAAUUCGCAAAAUAACAUUAUCAAAAAUAUUAUGUGAAAACAUGGACAUCUCAUCUGAUAUGCAGAGAUCUGCUUUUGACCAACCCAGUAAUUUCUUAAAUCCAAGGGUUCCCUGCCAUUCAAUUCCUCAUAUUGACCUGAAUGCAUGGCGAGAAACUCCACAAGGAUGUCAAAUUGGAGGACGAUCUGUGCCUGUAGGAGAAUCAUCAUUUCCCUCUCCUUGCACAAGUUGCAUAUGCUCUACAGAAGGAACUCAAUGUGCAUCACUUCGUAUAACUGACUGUGGUCAACUUUUACGGGAAGCAGACCGGGAGGCAAUAUUGAGAGAUGAUGUUUGCACAGCCCAGUGUGGUUUUCUUCUUCAAGGAGAUGACAGUGCCUCUCUGUCAAUUCGAAAUCCUGAACCUGUGGAUGUUGUAUUCACAACCACAAACUUACCACCAAUUUCUCUGGAGACACGACCACCACGGGGCCGAAAUCUUCCUCCAAUCGACUUGAUCCCUCCUCCCCCUAGGUUACAAUCCUCUGGUAUUCGAAGCAGGCAAGGGAGGCCCACAGGCCCCAGUGCAUUUGGGCCCUUCAAAUUGUCUGAUCUGCCCCCAUUCAUUGGGUAACCAAUUCGCAAGUGAGCUCAUGCAAGCGUCAUUUGCUUUAUUUGGAUUUAAAAAAACCAAUCACUGAAUUGUUAGAAGCAAUUGUUAAGACAACCAGAUAGUUAAAACCAAAUAUUUGUUGUUGACUCAAUAAUUGUUAAGGAAAUCAUUCCAUGUAAAUGGAGACAUCAUUGUUUAAGUUUUGUGUAAAUAAUUUGUAUCAUAAUGUGUGAAACACAGAUAACAAUGAAUAUGUGCCAUAUGGUCAAGGGCAUAAAAAUCUCAUACCUGUGCUAAUUUUUUAAAGACUUCCUAGUUUUAAGUCGAAUCUUUUCAUAACUUUCAUCAGACUUUAUACAUUUCAGUUGUCUUGUUUUCAAACAAUGCACUAUCUUUAAAAUGGUUACCCAGUAAAAUAUCUUAUAUCAAUUGCUAAAAAGGAACACUAAAAAUUUAUCAGUUGCAAAUUGAAAUGAUAUUUAUUACAUGCAAGUAAUUGCACUUUUCUAAAAUAAUUUUUAUGUGUAAUGACUGAUAACUAUGCAUUACUUUGCCUCGAUGUUUUACUGAUGAAAAGGAUAAUUGCAGAAAUAAGAAAGCUUAAUGUUCUUUAGUGUUCAUUCAAAUAUAACUAUCAUAAACCCUACAUGGAUCUCAAAAUAAAAUAUAAAUUAGUCAUUUCCUGGAAAGAGAGAAUGGAGAGAUACAAAAUUGUUCUUACAAAUUA
This is a messenger RNA of Gryllus bimaculatus (two-spotted cricket), 4378 nucleotides long. The record is from the annotation of a GenBank genome assembly. Lineage: Eukaryota; Metazoa; Arthropoda; Insecta; Orthoptera; Gryllidae.